Prunus armeniaca (apricot) is the source of this 411-nucleotide messenger RNA. NCBI's taxonomy places the organism in Eukaryota, Viridiplantae, Streptophyta, Magnoliopsida, Rosales, Rosaceae. The record is from the annotation of a GenBank genome assembly.
AUGACUCAAAUCUUUGGGUUCAGGCCCUAUGGAAGGCAUGUUGAUGCUGUUGGUGACUAUCAUCGAAGAAAGAACCAAGAAAAACUGUCCAAGCUAUUCACUAUCUCUCCAUCCACAAUCAACCAGAAUUGUUCUUUCUCUAAUUAUUUGAGGAAGUUUAGUGCUGAGAAGGACAAGAAUCAGCAACACAUGUUGUUCCUUUUGUACUGGCUGAACAGAUUAGUCUUCCUCAAUCGUUCCUCGGUAGUUCUGCUUGAGUACAGGCACCUGGCAGAAGCCCUGCAUAACCACACUAAGGUCGGGCUUGGGCCUACAGUUCUGGCUCAUUUGUUCAAGAACCUAGACAUUGCCACCCCGGAGAAUUCACUGAACCUAUCUGCUCCUAGUGCAUUUUGGAUGAUCCAGAUCUAG